GCCGCGCCUGUCCCUCUCUGGUUCUGCCGUAGCCUAGGACACCGAGGCCCGGGAGCCUGGCUGGGGCAGGGACUGGAGCCGCGGGACGGCGCCUGGAGCAGGUUCUCGGGGGGUCAUGGAGCUGAACACCAAAAAGAAGCUUCAUGCCCUGUCCCUGGCUGAGAAAAUCCAGGUGCUGGAACUCUUGGAUGAGUCCAAGAUGUCCCAGUCAGAGGUGGCCCGGCGCUUCCAGGUCUCCCAGCCCCAGAUCUCACGUAUCUGCAAGAAUAAGGAGAAGCUGCUGGCAGACUGGUGCAGUGGCACAGCCAACCACGAGCGCAAGCGGAAGCGUGAAUCCAAAUACAGUGGGAUCGACGAGGCCCUGCUCUGCUGGUACCACAUUGCCCGAGCCAAGGCCUGGGAUGUAACGGGGCCCAUGCUACUUCACAAGGCCAAGGAGCUGGCCGAUAUCAUGGGCCAGGAUUUUGUGCCCAGCAUCGGUUGGCUGGUCCGCUGGAAACGCCGAAACAAUGUGGGUUUUGGGGCUCGCCAGGUCCUUGUCCCUCUGUUCCCUCCUGAACCACCUCCUUCAGGGCUUCCAUCCCAGGCUCAGCCACCCCUUUCCCUUAAAGACUUCUCACCAGAAGAUGUUUUUGGCUGUGCCGAAGUGCCCUUGUUUUAUCGGGCAGUGCCUGGCAGAGUAUCUGAAUGUGAUCGGUUUCAGGUAGUGCUGUGUGCCAACAGCAGAGGCACAGAAAAACGAAGGGUCUUUGUGGGUGGGCUCCAGGCCGCUCCAAGAUGCUUCUUUGGGGUCAACAGUGAGGCACUACCUGCUUCUUAUCACCCUGACCUAGCCAUCCCCUGGUCAGAGUGGCUGGCACAGUUUGACCAGGACAUGGGACAGCAGGGCCGGCAGGUGGCCUUGCUGCUAGCUGCCAGAGUGGCGGAGGAAUGGACCAGCCCUACUGGACUCCACCACGUGCGACUCCUGCCACUCUCUGCCUCCAGCGAUAUACCUUCUCUGCCUAGCUCUGUGGUUUUGGCCUUUAAGGCCCAUUAUCGUUACCGUCUGCUGAGCAAACUGGCUGCCAUGCAGAGUGCAAAAGAGGACAGCUCACUGCCUGAGGCCAGGGCCAGCAUCACAGUUCUGGAUGCUCUACAUAUGGUGGCUGCAGCUUGGGCCAGGGUGCCUCCUCAGCUCAUUUUGAGCAGUUUCAUUCAGGAAGGGCUUGCUCCGGGCAAAACACCGCUGUCUCUGGACAAGGACGCUGAGAUGUCACCAGUCCCUAGUGGGCUGAGCCAAGAGGAGUUUUCCCACUUUGUAGACCUGGAGGAUGAGGACCCAGGACCUAGAGAGUGCAAAGAGGAGAUGGGUACUGAAGCUAGAGGGAGGGAAGAAGAUGGUGUUGAGUCCCUGCCCACCAAAGCUGAUGCCCUGAGAGCGCUGUGCACCUUGAGGAGGUGGCUUGAAUGCAACAGCACAUCUCCAGAGCUCUUUGAGAAGUUCUAUGACUGUGAGGUGGAGGUGGAGCAGCUCUGCUGUCUGUGAGGAAGCAUGGCCACCUGCAGUCUCCCUCUCCUGUUUCCCAUGGAAACGCCUCUCCAGAGGCACACUGGCUCUUUCCUGUGGAAAUAGUGUGUGGAGGGUGUGAAGGGAAGGAAUUUGGAACAUGAUGUCAAAGGUCAGGAAACAUUAUUCAAACCUAGAGUUUCUACAGUUGGGACCUCGGGAGUGGGGAUCCAGGCAGUGUAGCUGCUAGGCCCCAGUGAAAGUUCUAGAUCUUUGGGGGGAGUUAGUCUAAAUAGGGUAGAACCUGGAAAGGUGGACUUCCUGACAGCAGCCCCAUCCCUUGAAUUUUGUGUCAAAACCAAUUUUGCUU
Messenger RNA from Psammomys obesus (fat sand rat), 1859 nucleotides. RefSeq names its product tigger transposable element derived 3 (gene Tigd3). Gene Ontology annotation, cellular component: nucleus. Gene Ontology annotation, molecular function: DNA binding. The record is from RefSeq and is a predicted model, not a curated record. The transcript has 2 exons. NCBI's taxonomy places the organism in Eukaryota, Metazoa, Chordata, Mammalia, Rodentia, Muridae. The coding region runs from base 116 to 1528 and encodes 470 amino acids.